Messenger RNA from Etheostoma spectabile (orangethroat darter), 3445 nucleotides. It is a transcript of the gene crtac1b, whose product is annotated as cartilage acidic protein 1b. Gene Ontology annotation, biological process: axonal fasciculation. NCBI's taxonomy places the organism in Eukaryota, Metazoa, Chordata, Actinopteri, Perciformes, Percidae. Gene Ontology annotation, molecular function: calcium ion binding. The record is from RefSeq and is a predicted model, not a curated record.
UUGCUGCUGAGGCUGCUGGACGGCUGUAGCGCUCCGCUGGAUCUGCUCACGGAGAGCCGAUGGAAAGUUGAUCUCCGUCCGGAUUUGGCUGCAACUUUCUGCUCAGAGCAAAUCAUAAAUCCAGAUUAAGACGCUUGCUCGUCAGUUUUCAGCCAGAUAGCUCAUGAUUCUAUUUUAUCAUCACCUGCAGUGAGGAUGUUGUGGCUGGUUUUGUUCCUGCCUGCCAUCUCCUUGGCUCAGCGAUCAGAGCCCAUGUUCUCAGCUAUAACCAACACUGUCCUUCCUCCUGACUAUGACAACAACCCCACCCAGCUCAACUAUGGUGUGGCCAUCACUGAUGUGGACGGGGACGGAGACCUGGAGAUGUUUGUAGCUGGCUACAAUGGCCCAAACCUGGUGCUAAAGUACGACAAGCAGAAGAAAAGGCUCAUCAACAUUGCUGUUGACAACCGUAGCUCCCCGUUCUAUGCCCUGCGAGACCGCCAAGGCAACGCCAUCGGAGUGACAGCGUGUGACAUCGAUGGAGACGGCCGAGAGGAAAUUUACGUCCUUAACACCAAUAACGCCUUCUCUGGUCGGGCAACAUAUUCAGACAAGCUGUUUAAGUUCCGUAAUGGACGCUUUGAAGAUCUGCUGAACGAUGACAUUAAUGAACACAGAGAUGUUGCCAACCGUAUGGCUGGGCGCUCAGUGGCCUGUGUGGACAGAAAGGGUUCAGGCCAUUACGCCAUCUACAUAGCUAACUAUGCCAGUGGCAACGUGGGUCCUCAUUCUCUCAUUGAAAUGGAUGUGGCAGCGAGUGAUCUUUCACAGGGCGUCAUUGCACUCUCCAAUGUGGCAGAGCAGGCCGGAGUCAACAAGUUCACAGGAGGGCGAGGUGUCGUGGUGGGGCCCAUUGUCAGUCAAACCUUGUCUGAUGUGUUUUGCGUCAACGAGUACGGACCAAACUUCCUGUUCAGGAACAAUGGAGAUGGAACCUUCACUGAUGUGGCGCAGCAGGCUGGUGUGGAGGACCCCAUGCAGCAUGGCAGAGGGGUUGCUCUGGGAGACUUCAAUCGUGACGGAAAGACAGACAUCGUCUACGGGAACUGGAAUGGACCCCAUCGCCUGUACAUGCAGCUGAAUAACCGCAAACAGAAGUUCAAGGACAUAGCAUCCCAGAAGUUUUCUAUGCCCUCCCCAGUUCGCACCGUCAUGACUGCUGACUUUGACAAUGACAAUGAGCUGGAGGUCUUUUUCAAUAACAUCGCCUACAGGGGCCCCUCCGCCAACAGACUUUUUAGGGUGAGCAGGAGAGAGCAUGGAGACCCCCAGAUAGAAGAGUUGAAUGUUGGGGAGGCAUCAGAGCCUGAAGGACGAGGAACUGGAGCUGUAGCCACAGAUUUUGAUGGUGAUGGCCGUCUUGAACUGCUGAUAUCUCAUGGUGAAAGUGCUGCACAGCCGCUCUCUGUCUACAAAGUCAACCAGGGGACCACUAACGCCUGGCUGCGAGUGAUUCCCCGGACCAAGUUUGGUGCUUUUGCCAGAGGAGCUAAAGUGGUGUUGUACACCAAAAAGAGCGGCCCACACACACGGAUCAUUGACGGCGGCUCAGGGUACCUCUGUGAGAUGGAGCCUGUUGCCCACUUUGGCCUUGGUAAGGAUGUUGCAACCAGUGUUGAGGUGUACUGGCCAAAUGGUCGUUCAGUGGCCCGUCCCCUGGAGCCUUCAGACGUCAACACAGUGCUGGAGAUCCACUAUCCAAGAGAUGAGGAGGAAGUCACUCCUACUGUGGAAAUAGAGUGUGGUCAUGGGUUUGCUCUGAAUGACAAUGGCCGUUGCACAGAUAAAGAUGAGUGUAUGCAGUUUCCCACUGUGUGUCCCUCUGACCGCCCUGUCUGCACCAACACCUAUGGCAGCUAUAAGUGCCGUGCCAAGAGGAGAUGCAACCAGGGCUUUGAGCCCAACGAUGAUGGGUCAGCCUGCGUGGCCCAGGUUGCUUACUUUGGGGGGACGCGGUCUUCUGGAGAACGCAAGCGCUCGGGCCUUUCUUUCUGGAUGCUCCCUGUCUCUGUGCUACCACUUGUUUCUACCCAUCUUCAAACUGAACUACUGUAGUGGUCACUGUCUUCUCCCCUUCCUAACUCUCUCCACUGCUAAAUGGUGACGUACAGAACCUCUAAGGUCAAACUUUUCCCUGAAUCAUCUACUACUUCUUCUCCUAUGUGGAUGUCUGCUAUCUAUUUCCAUCAGUUAUUUGCCUUGCCCCUUCAUCACUGCUGCUAUGUGUCACCUCUUGGCUCCCAGCCCCCUCUGGACUAUAAAGAAACACACAGGGAGCAUGCUCACUGGGAACUAUGGGGUUCAGGACUAACUGUGUGAAACUUGCAGAGCCCUCACGUCAUCACCUGGCACUUAUCUUAGCAGGACCUGAACUGAGGCCAAGACAAUAAGUGGAGCUGCAGCAUAUAAACAACUUCUCAUACUUUAGAGCAGACCGAUCUACUGGCUUCACACACCACAUUUAUUAGGGACACACUGAGACCCCAUCUGUAUCUCAAAAUGCCGUUACGGUAAUCCUUGCAAUGUCAAUCUCAUUAUUAUUAUGGGGUUAUUGGGAUGCUGAGGAACACCAUGUAUCCAAGCUUUUGGCUUCUCUGUGUGUGAGUGUUUGUGUUUGUCUGUGUGUGUGUGUGUGUGUGUGUGAGUGUGUGUGUGUGUGUGUGUGUGUGUGUGUGUGUGUGUGUGUGUGUGUGUGUGUGUGUGAGAGGAACAUAUGCCAGACCAUCUGUCUUCCAUGGAAAGUCACAUCAAGUUACUAUACCUAUGAUUAAUACAAUAGCACAUUGAAAAAUAAACACAUGUGUGUGUUUGUGUGCAAAGAAUAGGCGGGAACAAAUUAAAAAAAAAUGUAAGUGUAAUUGCCAGAAGGUGUACUUUUUAAAUUUUUAAUCCUUUUUCACAUAAUGCAGAACUGCAAAUUUUCUUCAUCUUUUUCAUCAGCCUACAACAUUUACUGCUAAUAGUAAUCCUAAAUGCUUAUUUCCCCAUUUAAUUAAAUAAUAGGCUUGUAACAAGAGCAUGAAGACAAAAGGAAGAGAAGGUAGACUUUCAUGGACCAUGGAAAUUAAUGUUCUUGAAAAAUACCUUAAACUAAAACCUCAAACUAAACUUACCAGUUUAUUUCAUGUAGUGCUUGCUAGGUCUGAACAGCGAUGGAGGUCUGUGGCUCAGAGGAAGACACUUGCCAGUAGGGUCAAUUCAUUGUUGAUUUUGGUCUUUUUAAGGGAUUUGCUGAUAGCAAAAAUCUAAAAUAACAACAGACGUAUCCUUUGAAUUGAGAAUAGUAAACGAAUGUCAACUCAACGUUUUUGAUAACAUGGCACCCUUUUUCAUUAAAAUUUAAUACAUACCAAGAAGCAAAGACAAAAGGAAGAUGUGUGGCUUUGUGUGUGUGUGUGUGUGU